Messenger RNA from Sardina pilchardus (European sardine), 1614 nucleotides. RefSeq names its product calcineurin-like phosphoesterase domain containing 1 (gene cpped1). Gene Ontology annotation, molecular function: hydrolase activity. The coding region runs from base 140 to 1078 and encodes 312 amino acids. The transcript has 4 exons. Lineage: Eukaryota; Metazoa; Chordata; Actinopteri; Clupeiformes; Clupeidae. The record is from RefSeq and is a predicted model, not a curated record.
AAUCUAUUCAAAAUAGCGUUAGGUUAAAGUUCGCUUUAAACAUGGCAUGCCUGUAGGGACAAGACAAGACCAUAAGCGGUUUCAUUAAACAUUUAUCUUAAUCAACUUGUGUAAUAGCAAUAGCCUGUAACUUGAAAGAAUGGCUGCGGGCGAAGAAAUAUUUUUGAGAGCCAAAGGACGGACGUUUGUGGGACUGACAGAAGAUGAUGAGAAAGAGUGGCACGGUCCUUUCUGCUUCAUCCAGGCGGCUGACCCCCAGCUAGGGCUCAUGAAGGCCUGGAGGAUCGGGGACAACGACGGGGGAGGGGACGAGUGGGCCGAGGAGGUCCAGCUCACCAGGCAGGCUGUCCAGGCCGUCAAUAAAUUGAGCCCCAGGCCUCGCUUCAUGAUCCUGUGCGGGGACCUCGUCCAUGCCAUGCCAGGUACGCCGUUUCGAGCGGGCCAAGAGCGGGACCUCAAAGAGGCGCUGCGCGGCACCGACGCCGCCAUCCCGCUGGUGUUCGUCAGCGGCAACCACGACCUGGGCAACACGCCCACGCCGGCCACGGUGAGCGACUACUGCCGCGCCUGGGGCGACGACUACUUGGCCUUCUGGGUGGGCGGCGUGCGCUGCCUGGUCCUCAACUCGCAGCUCUUCUUCGACGCGUCGGCCUGCCCGGCCCUGCGCGACGCCCAGGACGUCUGGCUGGAGGAGCAGCUGCGGGCCGAAGCGCUGCGGCCAUCGCGCCACCUGCUGGUCUUCCAGCACAUUCCGCUCUACCUGCGCCGGCCCGACGAGGACGACGACUACUUCAACCUGCAGACGGCCGUCAGGGAGAACCUCAUCACGAGGUUCAAGAGGGCAGGCGUGAAGGCCGUCUUCUCCGGCCACUACCACCGCAACGCCGGGGGGUGCUUCGACGGCCUGGACAUGGUGGUGAGCUCGGCCAUCGGUUGCCAGCUGGGGGAGGACACCCACGGCGUGAGGGUGGUGGUGGUGACCGCCGACCGCAUCGUCCAUCGGUACAUCAGCCUGGACCAACUGAACGACAGGGGCAUGGACGAGGACCUGAAGCAGCUACUGUUCUCAUCGACCUGAAGAAAAACCACAGGACUGGAGAAGGUUCCAUUUUAUAGAACAGGGACAAAAAAAAAAACUAACCCCAGUUAGCCGACUGUUUUUUUUUUAUAUCUCAGGUUUGACAGAUUUAAGGAAGAAGGCUGUCAGGGCCUGCCAGUUUAAGAUUUGUUCUUUUUCAGUUUUUAUUAUCCGCUCUGUAGCUCCAAUUUUCUCUGAACAGAUGUGGGUGUUUCAACCUGAAAGGUUAGCAUGACCAUAUUCUGUCUUUACCUCAAGUCUUCCAUACUGCCAUGAACGGUCAUCAAACUAUUUUCACGCUAGAGCGAAAGAAUAAAUCUGUAUGUAGCAUACGACACUAUAUAGCCCCAGAGUUUCAGGAAGGCUAGUUAUUUACUGAAAACAAGCCUCUUUUGUGUUUUUGUUUGAGCUGUUUUUGUAGAAUAAUUGCCAGUGUGUCAUUUGGAUGCGCUGACUGCUUUUUCGAGUUGGACGAGUUCACCCCCAAGCAUCUCUCUGCCCGUUCCACUUAUCAGACCAGAAGAGGCAGGAACAGG